Molecule: messenger RNA, 666 nt
Organism: Gilbertella persicaria
Lineage: Eukaryota; Fungi; Mucoromycota; Mucoromycetes; Mucorales; Choanephoraceae
Exons: 3
Coding region: 34-639 (201 amino acids)
Biological process (GO): protein import into nucleus
Cellular component (GO): nucleus; cytosol
Molecular function (GO): nuclear import signal receptor activity
Source: RefSeq, a predicted model, not a curated record
UUUUUUUUUUUUACUCUUUUUCUGUUUAUUGUUAUGUUUGGUUGUAUUGCUGCUGGACGUUUGGUACAAACUAACUUGCAACAAGUGGACGUGAAUAAAUACGUGUUUGAACUUUCUGAUGCUCAAAACAUAAAUCACAUUGUUGUGUUCUUACUUGGCACGAUCCCUUUUGAACCUGGUUAUGCAGCCACUGUUCAUUUACUCUGGCCAAACAAAGAAUGGCAAAUGUUGGGAGGAUUGUCCAAUGAGAAACCAAGUGCUAUUUUUCGACUCAAGACAAAAGAAUCGGCUGUUACUGCACAAGUCUCCACACCAGCUACCCUCGGUAUUUCAAUUGAACCCAUACAAGUGGUAGAACAAGAGAUCGCUACAUUACAAAGUGCCAAUAUGUCAACUGCACUGAUGAAGACAACCGCCAAUGUAUCUCAAGUAGGCCAAGUGGCUGGCAAAGUGCUGGAAAACCUGUAUAAUUAUGUCACCUCAUUUACUGUUCAAACCAUGCCUGUCCAUGCUAUUCCUUUGGGUCAGUUGACAGAGAAUGGUUAUUUACCCCUCAAGACCUUUCAGACAUGGUAUGAUAACCUGUCUCGAAAGUUAGCCACCAAUCCUAAUUAUCUAGACACUGAAAAAUCAGCUUAAAAAAAUAUAUUUAUUCUUGUUCAUCCA